This is a messenger RNA of Lingula anatina, 474 nucleotides long. RefSeq names its product peptidyl-prolyl cis-trans isomerase G. Gene Ontology annotation, molecular function: cyclosporin A binding; peptidyl-prolyl cis-trans isomerase activity. Gene Ontology annotation, biological process: protein peptidyl-prolyl isomerization; protein folding. The record is from RefSeq and is a predicted model, not a curated record. Lineage: Eukaryota; Metazoa; Brachiopoda; Lingulata; Lingulida; Lingulidae. Gene Ontology annotation, cellular component: mitochondrion; cytoplasm.
CACUACUGUCUUUCUUUUCCAGAUGGGAGAAUCAUUUGUGAGCUAUUUUCAGACAUUGUACCUAAGACAUGUGAAAACUUUAAGGCACUCUGUACAGGAGAAAAAGGCAGUGCUUCAAAGAGUGGGAAAUCUCUCCACUACCAAGGUUCACCUUUCCACAGAAUUGUCAAAGAUUUUAUGAUCCAAUCUGGAGAUUUUGUCAAUGGCAAUGGAACUGGAGGAGAGUCUAUCUAUGGAGGGACCUUUCCUGAUGAAAAUUUCAUCAUCAAGCAUGACCGUCCCUUUCUUCUGUCCAUGGCAAACCGUGGUAAAGAUACCAAUGGAUCGCAAUUCUUUAUGUGAGUAUUUGAAAAUGUAAUCUUAAACCAAAAAGGCUAUUUUUCCCUUAGAAGAAAUAUCUCGUAUUGUAAUUGAAGGUGUACAUUAUCUCAUCGUUUUAGAAAUUAAAAUACUUAAGUGCUGUAAUACUGUAAA